Messenger RNA from Choloepus didactylus (southern two-toed sloth), 2317 nucleotides. It is a transcript of the gene ELOVL4, whose product is annotated as ELOVL fatty acid elongase 4. The transcript has 6 exons. Bases 418 to 1362 code for a protein of 314 amino acids. Gene Ontology annotation, cellular component: endoplasmic reticulum membrane; endoplasmic reticulum. The record is from RefSeq and is a predicted model, not a curated record. NCBI's taxonomy places the organism in Eukaryota, Metazoa, Chordata, Mammalia, Pilosa, Megalonychidae. Gene Ontology annotation, molecular function: fatty acid elongase activity. Gene Ontology annotation, biological process: sphingolipid biosynthetic process; fatty acid elongation, saturated fatty acid; fatty acid elongation, monounsaturated fatty acid.
CCCCCGGCCGCAGCAUCCCUGCGCAAUAAGGUCCAGGCGCGCGGGCGGGGGGAGGGGCGCGCCGGCCCUCCGCCUCCGUGCGCGGCCACGUGACCCCGGCGGAGGAGAUUGGAGGCGCCGCAGCGCGAGAGGGCACAGUGGUGCAGUGCUUGGCGCUCGCUCGGGGUCCUCCUCCCCAGCCUCCUCCUCCUCCCAGGAGCCUUGACUACACCUACUGCACCGCCCGGCUUGCUGACGCCGCCGCUGCCGCAUCCCAGUUGCUGCAUCCUCGCCGCUUUCCUGCGGCCGCGGCGCCCUGAGGAGGAGUUGAAGACGCAGCUGGGCCGUCGCGGUUAGACGGGUCUUCGGUUGCCGCUGGGUCCCCGGCUGUUGCUUGUGUUUCUCCUCCUGUCGCCGCCAGCUCCUUUUAUUGCCGCGAUGGGGCUCCUGGACUCGGAGCCGAGUAGUGUCCUGAACGUGGUGUCCACGGCGCUCAACGACACCGUGGAGUUCUACCGCUGGACCUGGUCCAUCGCAGAUAAACGCGUGGAAAAUUGGCCUCUAAUGCAGUCUCCAUGGCCUACACUAAGUAUAAGUACUCUCUAUCUCCUGUUCGUGUGGCUGGGUCCAAAAUGGAUGAAGGACCGGGAACCUUUUCAGAUGCGCUUAGUGCUCAUUCUCUAUAAUUUUGGGAUGGUUUUGCUUAAUCUUUUUAUCUUCAGAGAGUUAUUUAUGGGGUCAUAUAAUGCAGGAUAUAGCUACAUCUGCCAGAGUGUGGAUUAUUCUGAUAAUGUUAAUGAAGUCAGGAUAGCUGCGGCUCUGUGGUGGUACUUUGUAUCUAAAGGAGUUGAGUAUUUGGACACAGUGUUUUUUAUCCUAAGGAAGAAAAACAACCAAGUGUCUUUCCUUCAUGUAUAUCAUCACUGCACAAUGUUUACAUUGUGGUGGAUUGGAAUUAAGUGGGUUGCAGGGGGACAAGCAUUUUUUGGAGCCCAGAUUAAUUCUUUUAUCCAUGUGAUUAUGUACUCAUACUAUGGGUUAACUGCAUUUGGCCCAUGGAUUCAGAAGUAUCUCUGGUGGAAACGAUACCUGACCAUGCUGCAGCUGAUUCAGUUCCAUGUGACCAUUGGGCACACAGCAUUGUCUCUUUAUACUGAUUGCCCCUUCCCCAAAUGGAUGCACUGGGCUCUGAUUGCCUAUGCAAUCAGUUUCAUAUUUCUCUUUCUUAAUUUCUAUGUUCGGACAUACAAAGAGCCUAAGAAAUCAAAAACCGGAAAAACAGCUGUGAAUGGUAUUUCAGCAAAUGGUGUGAACAAAUCAGAAAAACAGCUAGUGAUAGAAAAUGGAAAAAAGCAGAAAAAUGGAAAAGCAAAAGGAGAGUAAAUUGAACUGGGUCUUAACUGUUGUUGACAGUGAGGAAGUUUCCCAUUUCAUAUAAAAUUUCAGGGAAAACAGAAGUAAAUGAGGGUUUGGGGGUGGGGAGAAAAAGCAAAUGUGCUCCAUGUACUAGUAAUUUUUAGUCUGAGUAAAGUGUUUAAUACAAUACCCAGAUGUUUUGUUUAUGAAGUUUUUAUUUUAAACAUUUUUUUUAUUAGCUUUGAUGUCCAGACCAAAGCAAUCAUCAUGUGAUUUUGGAGACUCUCCCUCACAUCAGAUGAGAUUUUUCAUGUAUAUUCUAUACACUCAUUCUUCAGUCUGAAUUUUAGAUGAUCACAGAAACAUAGUCUUUAGGAAUUUUUUGGUUAAAUUAUUAACUACCUGCUGAUUUAAAUCAGCAACCUUAUAUUCUCUGGUCCAGAGCUGAAAAUGCAGACACUUAAAUUUGUACAUUUGAAUUCAUUUGCUGACUGGAAUGGUCAAACUUCUCCACCUCUACUCUGAAUACACCCUUUUGAUUAUAAUGAAAUUUAAAAAAAAGUCUGCUGAUCUCUGUAGACUCUUAGAGGCUUGAUGAUGAUGGUGUUGGUGAAAAUAAGAAAUAAUUACAGUAAAAUCCUGUCUGGCGACCCAGAGGUCACCAUGACUUGAGGCACAAAUCACUGUGGGUAACAAUUUUUGUGAUGAACAGGUAGCCUUUGAAUACUCCUAUGAGAAAUAUAUUACCAAAAUUAAGAGUAUUGUCCAAUUGGAACAUGAAACAACAUAUGUCUUUAUUAGUAACAUCAUAAAAUAGUUAUAUUUGUGUGCCAUUAUAUGUUAGAAGAGAGUGUGAUGAUUUUUAUCAGGCUUUCCUUGUUUUGAUUUGUGGCUGUUAACCAAUUUUUCAUAUGUGGAAAUAUACCUACCUCUUCUGUUGGAAAGAAGUUUAAAAUUAAAUAAAUAUUAAUUAAAAAAUCAA